GCGCCCGCCAUGUUUCCGGCAGCGCUCCGUGCCCGCCGCCCGCCUGAGCCUCCGGGGCCGGCCCGGCGCGGGGCCAGGGCCGCCCGCGCUCCUCCUCGGCCGCCGGGACGCGCGACCGCCAGCGGCUCCUCCUGAAAGGGUUGUCCGUGCGUGGCAGCCCGGGGACCCCCGAGGGAUCCGCCCGGGACCCCUAAAGAUCCGCCCGGAACCCCCCGAGGAUCCACCCCGGACCCCCAAGGGAUCCGCCAAGGGAUCCACCCCGGGACCCCCCGAGGAUCCGCCCGGGCUGCCCGAGGAGAGGCCGGUUGGGGAUCCCGGUGCGGGGAUGGGAGCGCCGCUCUGAGCACGGCGAGGGACCCCGGAGAGCGCAGCGGAGACCCCCCCGUCCCCCAGCUGAGCCCGGUCCGGGUCCAUCCCACGGGAGCGCUCCUGGCAGGCUUGGAGGGGCGAGGAUGGCUCAGGAGACGAACCAGACCCAGGUGCCCCUGCUGUGCACCACGGGCUGCGGGUUCUACGGCAGCCCCCGCACCAACGGGAUGUGCUCCGUGUGCUACAAGGAGUUCCUGCAGAGGCAGCAGAGCAGUGACCGGAUAAGCCCCCCAGCUCCCAGUGGUGCCAGCAGCAGCCCCAUGGCUUCUGAAGCAGUUGCAGAGGGAGACUCCACACCUGAGGAUGCAAAAGCCAGUGCUCAGACUCCUGUGACCCAUCAGAUGACUGCCAUGAGCAUAUCCAGAGAGGAAACCAGCACUGAGCCAGAGGAGUUCAGCAAGACAGAAGAAGCCUCAUCAGCAUCUUCCUCGUCAGGUCCCCUGCUUGAGAUCCCCCAGGACACAGCUGAGGGCAAGGCCGCUGCGGAGAAGCCGAAACCCAAGAAGAAUCGCUGCUUCACCUGCCGGAAGAAGAUCGGCCUGACUGGCUUCGACUGCCGCUGCGGGAACCUGUUCUGUGCCAUCCACCGGUACUCCGACAUGCACGCCUGCCCCUACGACUACAAGGCAGAGGCUGCCGAGAAGAUCCGCAAGGAGAACCCCAUCGUUAUCGCCGAGAAGAUCCAGAAGUUGUGAAGGGGGGUCUGAGCAGCUCGAACUGCAGCCAGCAGGGCGGCCCGGUGCUCCUCCCCUUCCUCCCAGCCUCCCUCCUCCUCCUCCUCCCCUCCUCCUCCCAGCCCCAGCGGUGGUGUGAGGGUGACUCCGGCAGCGCACACGGACCAGCACCGGGACACGGGGGGCUCCUCGCACCUCCUGGGCAGUCAGUCGGUGUUCCUUCUCUCCCUUCCUGCCUGUCCGACAGCCACAGCUCAGCUGACGUGUUCUCAACCAGCUUCCCGAAGGAAAAGGGGCCGUCCUGCCCCGCUGCUCCAGCGCUGAAGACCUUGGGACCCGCCUCUCUCCGGGUGCUCUGUGUGCUGUGAGCGUCUGGGCUUUCCCUUCCCGGCUGCUGCGAGUCCCGUGAGCCACCCAGGACUCGAGGCCGGAGUCCCUGAGCAGCCUCUGGACUUUGGUGCCCGUGCCCCACCUCCUGCAAUCCCGGGGGCUGGGGGAUCCCGGCAGCCAGGCUGCCGUCUGCUCCCCGGGAGGUGCCCGGGCUCUGACGCAGCAGAGUUGUUUCCGUGGUUCUGACGCCCCAGAUCCCCCUCCCCACCCUGUGCUGGAGAAGCCCCGAGGGGACUGAGCAGCGGGGCUGGCACAGGGGAGUCAUUUCGUGGCUUGGAGCGACGUGGGCAGGGCGGGACCUUUGGGAAGAGGCUCCGCUCACUGCCUCGUGCCCUUCUCCACAGGGCGGGAGCCAGGGACAGCCCUGCUCCAGCCUGCCGUGCUCCAACACCCCUGGAGAACCCCAACUGCUCCCCCAGCGAGGUUUGUGUCCCCUGUCCCAUCCCUCUCCUCCCCUCCCCUCUCUCCCCUCUCCCUGCCUUCUGCCUUACACGAGUCGCUCUCAUCAGGGUUGUGCACAAAGCUCAGGUCCCCACACCUCUGCUUCUGGACCUGUCCCUGCCCCCAGGUGACAGCGGGGUCCCCUCCUCCCCCCUGGGCAGCUCGGGGAGCCCACCCAGCUGCCCUCUCCCCUGCCUCCUCCUCCUCCCUCCCUCCCUCAUGCUCCAAAAGCCGCACGGAGGGAACUGGGCACAGGGAAAGGCACAUGGAGGGGCUGCAGGGCACGGGAAAAGUCCCGAGGAGGGUCCCAGGGAAGCACAGAGCAGAGGCUCAGAAAUGCCCAGGGAGAGCCCCAGGGAGCAAGGGAGAGGUGCUUGGAGAGCUCUGGGCCCACUGAGAGAGUUCCCUGGGGUGGUGGAAGACUCAGGGAGGGCUCCGGGGUGCCAGGAGAGCUUUGGGGUACAGUGAACACGCUCAGAGGACUCGGGCACCCUAAAAAGCACCUGAAGGGCUCUGGGGUGCCCACAUCAGCACACGUGUAGGGAGGUUUAGGGAAAGCCAAAUGCCAGCUUGGCAUCCCUCCAGGAGGAGCCUCUGGAGGGCUCAGGGAUGCAGCACGAGGCAGGGCAGCGGCUCCUGGGGCACCUCCUCACCCUGUUCCUGGGAACACCGGGAGCAGGGUGUCACCGUGGGGCUCUGGUGUCACAAGCACAGGACCCUGGAUGUGUCCCAGGGGACAGGCAGCAAUUCUGCCCCGCUGCUGGCUGUGCCACCCUUGGGAAGUGUCUGCCUGGGUGCUGGAGAGCAGAGCCCCAGGGAGCAGCCGGGGGGGAAUCACGGCCAGCCCUUCCUUCCCAGUGCUGUUUUCCUGCCUUGCUCCUGGCAGGGCUCCUUCAGCAAGGGGGGAUUUCCUGAGUGUUGGGUUUCCCAGUCUGAUCCAGCCAGAGCAGCGUGUGCCCUGUGGCCACUGCCACUCUACAGUGUGACCAGGAGGGUCCCGACUUCCACAGCUGAUGCAAACCCAACCCCCCAGCACAGAGAGGAGCGAGGCUGCCCCUUGCCAGCCUUUCCCUCGGGUUUUUGCUCCUGGAUGGCGUGGAUGUCUCACCCAGAGCAUGCAGGUGUUGUCCCUGGACACCCCUGGGCUGGGUUUGCUGUUGAGCUCUUGGCUGGGGACGAUCCACGGCUCUCAGGGGGAGCAGGAAUCGCAGCCAGCCCUUGCCUUGUGUUCUCCCGAGGGCCACGAGCUCCGGGGAGGUGCAGCAGCUCCCCUGGACGCGGCGGGAAAGCCCCCCGGCCACCUUCCAGCUUCUCCACCACCCACCUCCUCCCUGUCAUCCCCUCCCUCUCCAUGAGUGUAAAUACAACACAGUCUAGUUUGCUUGGA
Messenger RNA from Myiozetetes cayanensis, 3261 nucleotides. Its product is annotated as AN1-type zinc finger protein 5-like. Lineage: Eukaryota; Metazoa; Chordata; Aves; Passeriformes; Tyrannidae. The coding region runs from base 453 to 1064 and encodes 203 amino acids. The transcript is spliced from 7 exons. The record is from RefSeq and is a predicted model, not a curated record. Gene Ontology annotation, molecular function: DNA binding; zinc ion binding.